AUGGGCGCAGCCAUCGGCCUCAAGUUCGUCCAGUGGUUUAUCCGCGGCGUGCAGUUCGCCUGUGCCGCCCUCAUUCUCGCCAUCUACUCGUACAUCCUCGCCGCCCUCUCCAACCACAAACUGUCCAUCAGCACCAAAGUAAAGGCUGUUGAGGGCAUAUCCGGCAUCGCCGUCAUCUACACCCUCUCCGGCUUGCUGCUGCUCUGUUGUCUCGCCGGCCGCACUCUGUCGUCCUUCUUCGCUGUUAUCCUGGACGUUGCGUUUAUCGGCGCCUUCAUCUUUGUCGCUGUAGCCAACAAGGACGGCUCCAGCGACUGUACUGGAACACUCGAUACGCCCUUUGGGACUGGGAAAGCCGGGUCUAAGCCCAAGGCCAGCGAUGGAUUCACAGCUCUUCCCACAUUCCGCUCCGCUUGUAAACUUCAAUCUGCAUGCUUAGCCAUGGCCGUCGUCGCAAUCAUCUUCUUCGUCUUCUCUAUUCUCAUGGAAGUCGCCCUUGCCCGCAAUUACAAUCGGGAGAAGCGCUAUGGUCCCGGCCCGCAGAACGACUACACCGAGGGCUCCGGUCGUAAGGGCGGCUUCUUCGGCGGCCUCUUUAAGCGCAAGAAGGAUCAUAUGGGCGAAGAGGGUGGCGUCCUCCCUGAGCACACGCACCCAGACCAGCUCGGCGUCAACCGUCCUAGCCAUGGUUCCGAGCGCACUGCCGUUGGCGACGACCAGGAAGAGGGCAUCUACAACAAGUACGAUGCCAGCUACGGAUACCCGCUGCCCGAUGCUUCCCAUGGACGACAAGAUGGCUACGGCCAGAUUCACUACCCCGAGCCUGACGACCACAUGCCUCCCCCUCACCAACCGAAUCAUCAACAGAAUUACAGAUAUGACGGUGUAUACGAUCGCACCUAG
Messenger RNA from Ilyonectria robusta, 903 nucleotides. RefSeq lists its product as uncharacterized. Lineage: Eukaryota; Fungi; Ascomycota; Sordariomycetes; Hypocreales; Nectriaceae. The transcript has 2 exons. The record is from RefSeq and is a predicted model, not a curated record. Bases 1 to 903 code for a protein of 300 amino acids.